This is a messenger RNA of Perkinsus marinus ATCC 50983, 330 nucleotides long. RefSeq lists its product as hypothetical. The transcript has a single exon. Lineage: Eukaryota; Perkinsozoa; Perkinsida; Perkinsidae. Bases 1 to 330 code for a protein of 109 amino acids. The record is from RefSeq and is a predicted model, not a curated record.
AUGCGAACCUACGACUACAACUACAACUACGACUACGACUACGAUAAGAAGUACGACAACUACUUCUAUAACCACUUCUACAAUUAUUUCUACUACGUCUGCUCUCACAACUACUCCGACUCUGCCUACAACAACGUUAGUCUCUACGCCAUCUUCGGCAACUCCUACAACUACUCAAACCGUGACAACUACAUCCGUAAUCCCUACCAGUUCAUCCGCGACUUCAACACCGCGUGUUAUCCCCAGUGCAACGCCAGUUAUCCCCAGCGCAACGCCAGUUAUCCCCAGCGCAACGCCAGUUAUCCCCAGCGCAACGCCAGUUAUCCCUAG